Messenger RNA from Didymodactylos carnosus, 471 nucleotides. The record is from the annotation of a GenBank genome assembly. Lineage: Eukaryota; Metazoa; Rotifera; Eurotatoria; Philodinida; Philodinidae.
AUGGUUGAUCAAACAUUAUUAGCAAAAGCUCGUAAAGCUCGAUUUGAUGAUCUAACAAAUUGUUCCGGACAUCCUUCUGAGGAUGUCGAACGAUUUUUAAAAAGCAUCAAAAAUAUUACUAAAGCUAAUGAUGAAUCGGAUAAUCAUGAAAUUCUUGAAAUUGUUCGUGGCAAAUUAACUCAAUCAGCUGGACUAUGGUGUGUUAAUCAUGAAUCUAUUUCUAAAACAUGGUCAGAUUUCGAAGCUGCAUUUCGAAAUCAUUACUUUUCAACAACAAUAGCUCAUACGAAAUUUGAUACAUUAAAACAACGAACACAAUCGUAUGAUGAAGCCGUCACAUCUUAUUGUGAUGAUGUUGUUAAUUUAUGUCGAGCAAUUGACCUAAAUAUGUUAGAACAAGUUAUAAUUCAACAUUUGAUGAGUAGACUUAAUCCUGAUUUUAGAAAACAACUCUUGCGGCGUGAAUCGUAA